AUGUCUCUUCCUCAAAAUAUUCGUGAAUGGCGCUCAAACGGCGGCGGUUACAAAAACUUCAAACUUGUCGAAUCUCCUAUCGAGGAGCCUAACCCGACGGAGGUCCUUGUCAAGGUUCAUGCCGUUUCCUUGCAGUACCGCGAUCUCAUGGUCUCGACUGGACAAUAUCGCGGCUCAAAGCCGAACGUCAUCCCUGGUUCUGACAUGGCUGGCGAGAUCGUCUCAGUCGGGCAAGAUGUCAAGGGCUGGAAGGUCGGCGACCGCGUCUGCUCCAACUUCUCGCUCGAUCAUCUCCAUGGUGACACCACCCCGGAGACAUGGGCCACCAGCCUCGGUGGCGCCGUUGACGGUGUCCUCAGGGAGUACAUGAAGGUCCCUGCGGUAUCGCUUGUUCGCAUUCCGGAGCACCUGUCGUAUGAAGAAGGAUCUACGCUUCCCUGCGCAGCCGUAACUGCCUACAACGCCCUUCUUGGUCCUAAGCCCCUCAAGGGCGGCGACACCGUGCUCAUCCUCGGCACAGGCGGAGUCUCCAUCUUCGGCCUUCAGAUUGCUGUCGCUUCUGGAGCGGAGGUCAUCGUCACCUCUUCAUCGGAUGAAAAGCUCAAGAUCGCCAAACAGCUCGGCGCUCACCACACUAUCAACUACAACACAAUCCCCAACUGGGACGAGAAGGUCUUAGAGAUCACCGGCGGUAGAGGGGUUGACCAUACUAUCGAAGUUGGGGGACCUGGCACGAUCCCGAAGUCCGGAAACGCGAUACGUAUGGGUGGACAUAUCCAUGUUAUCGGGCACGUAGCGCAGGGCGAAAGCCAAGUUCCUAUCCUAAACAUUAUCUUGAAAGCCAUGAACUAUCAUGGUGUGCUAGUUGGCUCGGUGGCAUCAUUCAACGCCAUGAACCGCCUCUUUACUGCCCGUAACAUCAAGCCCGUCAUCGAUAAGGUCUUCCCCUUCGAGCAGACCGUCGAUGCGUACGCCCACCUCGAAUCGCAAAGGCAUGUUGGCAAAGUCGUCAUCAAGGUCUCCAAGGAUUGAUUGUGCCACGCCAAAGGGAUGCUGUGGACUAGUCUUGCUCAUUCACUCAAAUGAAAUGUUAUUUUUCU
Molecule: messenger RNA, 1100 nt
Organism: Coniophora puteana RWD-64-598 SS2
Lineage: Eukaryota; Fungi; Basidiomycota; Agaricomycetes; Boletales; Coniophoraceae
Product: NAD(P)-binding protein
Exons: 10
Coding region: 1-1032 (343 amino acids)
Molecular function (GO): oxidoreductase activity
Source: RefSeq, a predicted model, not a curated record